This is a messenger RNA of Drosophila rhopaloa, 829 nucleotides long. Its product is annotated as accessory gland protein Acp29AB-like. Gene Ontology annotation, molecular function: signaling receptor activity. NCBI's taxonomy places the organism in Eukaryota, Metazoa, Arthropoda, Insecta, Diptera, Drosophilidae. The transcript has a single exon. Bases 11 to 754 code for a protein of 247 amino acids. The record is from RefSeq and is a predicted model, not a curated record.
CUCUUUCAGCAUGUCCAAGUUGAAAUCAGUUUUCUUCUGUGCAUUUCUUGCUUUUAUUCUUAACGUGUCAGGAUCCGAGAACACUGGCCGUUCUAUGUGCCUAUUGCAGGAUCCCCCGAAUCAAUGUGGGGAAUUCUGCCUCACCGCGCUGAUGCCCCUGAUUAAUCAUAUAGCCAUGCACCAGGACCAGUGGAAAACCUGCGAUAAUGUCAACUUAAACGAAACCCAGGCUAAAUUGGCAAGAAUCGAGGACCAGUUGACAGCGGUAAAAAGCAAGACAGAUGAACAACUGCAGGCAUUGCUGGUUAAGAUCGGAAGCCAACAAACGGCCUUGUUGGAAACCCUUUCAAAAAUGGAUAAGAAAAUUGCUAAAUUGCUCCAGUUUGAAAAAAUCGGCAAAAGGCUCUUUUACAUCGAACACAACCUUAAACUGGGUUGGGCUGACGCCAUAAAGUUUUGUCGCAAAAUGGAUGGGCAACUAGCCUCCAUCGAAAGCGAAUGGGAAUUCGGGGAGAUCAGCAAGAAAUUGAAGGAAGGUACUAGCUACACGUUGGACAUAAACGAUAUUAAGAAGGAGGGCGAAUUCAUAGUAGAGGCAACUGGCAAGGAAGCUCCAUUCUUGAAGUGGAAACCGGGUGAACCCAGAUACGACUACAAGAGUCAGCAUUGCGUAUCCAUGCAUGAUGGUGGCAUGUGGGCAGACAGUUGCACUGGAGUUAAACACUUUAUUUGCCAGGCGGAUGAUACAGUUUAGUUGGAUUAAAAUAAAAGAAACGACAAAAAUAUGUUAAUUCAAAAGAUCUAAAAAAAAGCAAUCAAAAAUAAAUUU